Messenger RNA from Melampsora larici-populina 98AG31, 1602 nucleotides. RefSeq names its product alpha/beta hydrolase. Bases 151 to 1182 code for a protein of 343 amino acids. Lineage: Eukaryota; Fungi; Basidiomycota; Pucciniomycetes; Pucciniales; Melampsoraceae. The record is from RefSeq and is a predicted model, not a curated record. The transcript has 8 exons.
UCACUGUCAGGGGCCAAUUAAAGGAUUGGCAACACUGAAAGAUCAGAUCAGCUGGUCAAUGGUCAGAUCUAUCAAUGGUUCAGCAUUCAUCAUCGAUUCAUAAUUUCAGUUUCCAAUCGAUUCUUCUCGUUUAUAUCAUCAAACUCAAACAUGUAUACCUCACAGGAUCAAAUACAUCUCUAUGCUCAAGAAUCAGCCGAUGACCUUCCUACAGCCUUGGAUCCUAAGACUUGUUUACGUAGAGGGUUUUGUCCAGUACCGAAUCCAACUCGUGAUCCUCAUCAAGCUUAUGAAAGGAAAAUUUAUUUCGAACUUCAUGGUUCCGAAAACCCUACACACAAAAUGGUUUUUAUCAUGGGUCUAAACAAUACAUGUUUCUCAUGGUCAAGACAAGUGGAACAUUUUUCAAAAAAACCAGGUCAUGCGGUUUUAGUCUUUGAUAAUAGAGGAGUAGGAUAUAGUUCUCCAGGUCGAUUAGAAUUGUAUAAAACUUCAGAAAUGGCCAAGGAUAUAUUAGAAUUAUUGAAUUAUAUUCAUUGGACGCAAGAUAGAUCACUUCAUAUUAUAGGAGUUUCGAUGGGUGGAAUGAUUACUCAAGAACUCUGUUUUCUUAUUCCGAACCGAGUUAUCUCAGUCACUCUGACUUCAACCAAAGCUCGUGACAUCCAUUUACCUCCUUUAAAAGUGAUGCUCAAAAUUGCUCUUAUGAAUCUCACAGGUGCAAACCAAGCCCAAAGAGUCUCAGGCCUAGUAAAAAUCAUGUUUCCAGACCAUUACCUAGAAGCUCCAGCCAAAACGUCAGAUGAUCAAUUUACAACCAAUCAAAUCUUAGAAGAAGCUAAGAUGGGAUAUCAUCAUGAUAUAAUGAGACCUCAAAGCUCUUCAGCAGAAGUCUGUCAAACAGCUGCUGCUCUAUUUCAUUCUUGUUCAUCUGAAUCUUUAAAUAGAUUAAGAAAAAGUUUAGGUAAUGCUAAAGUGAUGAUCUUAACAGGUGAUGAAGAUCUUUUGAUGAGUGUUUCAAAAUCGGUUGAAUUACAUCAAGAUUUGAAAGAUUCUGAAUUGAUCGUUUGGAAAGGUGGGGGUCAUGCUUUAUGUGCUCAGAUGGAACAGGAAUACAAUUCAUUGAUUGAAAGAGUUAUGAAAGAUGGUCAUGAUUCUAUCUUUAAUUCUACUCAUUCUUGAUCUAAUUCAGUCAUCUUUUUUUUUUCCACAACAUGUAUUAUUUAGGAACUGCUUGUGGCUCUUUUAUCCCAUUUGUUAUUGUUUGUAUUGGAGUAACCCAUAAACAUGUAGCAUCUUGUAAGGCUUGUAAAUGCAUCAAGUUCCUCUUCCUAUUUUUACCAAGGGCAUCUUUCUGUACAUACGUAGUUUCUUUUUGUUACAUUUAAGUCAAGUUUGAUAAGUUGAGCUUCAGUUAAAUUUCACUCAUGAUUUGUUCAAUCCAGCCACUUUUUCGUGUUGUAUUUCUAUCCUAUCUGCCCUUGUAUAAAAAGAUGCAUUCCAUUGUGGCAUAGAAAACUGAAUGCAUACAAAGUGACAUAAUCAUGACAGGUCACCUCACUGAUUGAAGAUUAAUACUGACAGUAUAACACUUUUCAAGGG